Engraulis encrasicolus (European anchovy) is the source of this 5447-nucleotide messenger RNA. It is a transcript of the gene blm, whose product is annotated as BLM RecQ like helicase. Gene Ontology annotation, cellular component: chromosome; nucleus; cytoplasm. The record is from RefSeq and is a predicted model, not a curated record. NCBI's taxonomy places the organism in Eukaryota, Metazoa, Chordata, Actinopteri, Clupeiformes, Engraulidae. Gene Ontology annotation, molecular function: hydrolase activity, acting on acid anhydrides, in phosphorus-containing anhydrides; ATP binding; DNA binding. Gene Ontology annotation, biological process: telomere maintenance; double-strand break repair via homologous recombination; DNA replication. The coding region runs from base 461 to 5152 and encodes 1563 amino acids. The transcript is spliced from 21 exons.
UGGGGUCCAGUAUUUUUGUCCUUUUCCAUGCCCGGUCGCGUGGUGGCGGUAUAAAUUCCCAAUACUCAACGUCACCUCCCUCUUUCAGUGAAUCCACCAAUGAGACGGGAGCUUCUUCGAAGAGGCGCAAAAUAUCAACUGUCUGUCAGCUAGCAAAACAACCCGUGCGCUGCUCAGUCGCUGUUUUAUUUUCUGUUGUGACGCUGGGGGAAAACAUAUUGAGCUUUGAUAUGUGUUGUCAUAUCUAAACUAUAGUAAGGUUUAUGUUUACAUUAGGGAAGAUACAGUGGAGAACCACGCAGUUGCGUUCAAUUACCUAAGCGGAAUACAACUUCAUGGCUUGAAUAGCUGUAGCUAACUAGCUAACACUGUUCGGCAUUCGCAAUUUGCUUUCUCCUUUGGAUUCAUUCUUUCUUAUGUGACUUCUUGGGAAAGCAGGCUUGCCUUUUCCUGAAUCGCAAUGCCGGGCAUUCCACAGAAUAAUUUGAAAGAACAACUUGAAAGACACAACAAUGCUGUUCAGAGCAAGUUAUCACUGGCUAAACCAAAACCUGGGUCUUUUACCUUCAAGAAGAAGUCCACAUCCUCUGCCUUUAACACGGAAGGGGAAUCACAGGUAACGGAGUUAUGUGGUCUAUCAAACCGGAAUGUCAAUGUUCCUACUAACAGUGCAGUAACCAAACCCCCUUUGACGUUUUCAACCAAGCCUGCAAAGCCAGCACCCAAAUUCAACUUCUUUGCGCCCAACCCGAGAAGCAAGCCUCAAGCAGUCGUGCUUCCACCAAACCCCUUUGCCGUGAACAAACCCUCCCCAGUACAGGCGACUCUCAGCCUUUCCUCGGCUCUGGGUAAAGACGUGACAGAGAAACCAACGGCUAACAAACUUGCAGCACAGACGUUACCUCAGAUCGCAAAUUUCAACAAUGACAAACCUGCUGCGCCAGCAAGCAAAUCAGUUUUGCAGGACAGCUUCCAGACGGACUGGGAUGACUUUGAUGAUUUUGAGACGCCAAAGACGACACCAAAAUCCAGCAGAACACUACACGCCCCUGCUACAAGCAACUCACAGUCCGCGAGCCCCAUUACCCCAGUAAAACUAUUUCAUGAAGGCAUUGAAAAGCAGAGUGACAACAAGAGAACUGAAGCAAGCAAAAGUUUUGAUUUCAAAACUACCAACAAUGGCUGCGCAGAACCCGUCAUCAGCAGAAGUGGUUCUCCAGAGCUUCCUGCAGCCUUCAACAAUCUGGACAAUGAGGUUGAAUUCGACAUACCUAGUGGCCAGGAGGAUUGCGCUGGCGCAUACCCAGAUGAAACAGAUCUGGGAGACUCCCCUGUGAAGAUCUCCAAGAAAAAGAAGCCAGCACACAGAAGAGCAACUGUGCUGAGUGACAGUGAGGGCGAGGCGGAUUUCCUUCCAGAGCCAUUGGACAAACUGAAAGAUAACGGCCCUAUAUGCAUUCAAGAUACCCAAACUGAUGGCUUCAAUCCAAAUGUCAUUGACAUUGAUGAGCGAUCAAGGGAGUCGAGGGGAGAUCUGGACUUCAUACCGCCAUCCCCUCCUCCUGAGGAGAGCAGCCCUUCACUCAGGCUGAGCAAACCCAGCCCCCAGAGUUCCACAUCUCACAGAGAGUCUCCCACAAAUCUCCCAGGAGUCUCUCGUGCCCAGUUCAAAGACAACAAAGGGCCUGCUGCUAAACCGGACGAUGCCCUCUUCAGUCUGAUGGAGACCAUAUGUAACCUGGUGGACUCUAUACCUGAGCACGAACUCAUCGGCCUCAGCUGUGGCACCGAGCUCCUCCUGCAGCGAGCCCAGAGGAAAAGAAUUCUUGCCAGUGGAGGACUGUCGGGGCCAAGGACGUCCAUGCCAGACAAGGGUAUUUCCGGUACACCAAAUUUUAAGCCGCCGUUCCGGUCUAGUUCUACUUUCGACACACCCUGCCGUAAGUCAGCCAUGGUAUCACCUUUUACUGAACAGUUUAAGGACCGUGCGAGCAAAGGUGCCAUGGUGUCUCCUUUCGCCGAACAGUUCAAGGACAGUGCGAGCAAGGGCUUCCAGUUCCGCAAGUCCAUCUCCUCUGUCUUGCCCAUAGACUCCUCGAUGGACUACGACGCCAGCGUGUUUGAAGGAGACUCCAGCUGUUUCAUCAAAGACGUGCAGACGCCUGGCUCCUCGUCUGCUGCUAAGCCCCGUGUCACCGAGACAACCAGCAGGCCUUCCAGCAGCUUCAGCUUCUGGACCACUGAUGAUGAGCCGAAUGAUGACUUUCCCUCCAGGCCGUGCUCACAGCAGUCUGAUGUUCAGAUAGUGGACGAUGAGGAGCAUCAGGAUUUGUUUUAUUCACCCAGGAAGUCCUCUAAUGGUGCUGCGUCGUCAGCAGGACACAGGGCGGGGACCAGCAGCAGCAACAACAACAGCAACAACAACAACAAACCGCCGCCAGGCCACGCAAACACGUGGGCGGACGAGGGAGCGGACGGGGACGACUUUUACAUUGAUGACUUUGACAUCGACGAGUUUGAGGAGGCGGAUCUCCCUGACUACUUUGAUGAACCUCCUCCCCCAGUAGCCAGCACGUCCAGGCAGAGCUCUGUGAUCCGAGAGGGCGGCCCUGUCAAGUCCUCGCAGGCCAGGAACUCUUUCACCACCCCAACCCCAACACCAAAACCCACGCCUGCUGUCGCUCCUUCUCCAAAACCCUCCAAGCCCACCUCCCCAGAGACCAAUUUCCGCAACCCUGCCCACGACCGCUUCAGAGGCUUCAACUUCCCCCACUCUGCGGAGAUGAUGAAGAUCUUCCACAAACGCUUCGGUCUGCACCAGUUCCGCUUCAAUCAGCUGGAGGCCAUCAACGCCACCAUCCUGGGGCAAGACACCUUUGUCCUCAUGCCAACAGGUGGCGGUAAAAGUCUGUGCUACCAGCUGCCCGCCUGUAUUUCAGCUGGUGUUUCUGUGGUGAUCUCACCACUCAAGUCACUGAUUGUGGACCAACUGCAGAAGCUCACAACUCUGGGUAUCCCGGCCACCAGUCUGUCUGGUGACAAGAAAGAUGGUGAAGCAAGCCGCAUCUACAUGCAGCUGUCCAAAAAGGACCCGCACCUCAAGAUGCUCUACGCCACACCCGAGAAGAUCUCUGCGAGUGGCAGGCUGAUCAGCGCUCUACAGAACCUGUUUGAGAGGGGACUCCUGGCUCGCUUUGUUAUUGAUGAGGCACAUUGCGUUAGUCAGUGGGGUCAUGAUUUCCGUCCGGACUACAAGCGUCUGAACGAGCUACGUCAGAAAUUCCCCCGUGUGCCCAUCAUGGCUCUGACUGCCACCGCUACUCCUCGCGUGCAGAAGGACAUCCUCAACCAGCUCAUGAUGAGCUCUCCUCAGGUCUUCAGCAUGAGUUUCAAUCGGCACAAUCUGAAGUACACUGUGAUCCCCAAGAAACCCAAGAAGGUGGAUGUGGACUGCAUUGAGUGGAUCCAGAAACACUUCCCUCGUGGCUCUGGUAUUGUGUACUGCUUGUCGAGGAACGACUGUGAUGCCAUGGCAGACAGUCUCCAGAGGGCGGGCAUUGCAGCUCUGGCGUACCAUGCAGGCCUCAACGACAGCGACCGUGAAUACGUGCAGAGCAAGUGGAUCAACCAGGACGGAUGCCAGGUCAUCUGUGCCACCAUUGCCUUUGGCAUGGGCAUUGACAAGCCUGACGUGCGUUACGUGAUCCACGCCAGCCUGCCCAAGUCUGUGGAGGGCUACUACCAGGAGUCGGGUAGGGCGGGCCGAGACGGAGAGGUGUCCGAGUGCGUCCUCUUCUACUCCUACAACGACGUCAUUCGCAUCAAGAGGAUCAUCAGCAUGGACAAAGAUGGCAACCGCCAGUCAAAGGCGACUCACUUCAAUAACCUGCACAGCAUGGUGCACUUCUGUGAGAACAUUGCGGAGUGCCGACGUAUCCAGCUGCUGGCUUACUUUGGGGAGCACAAGUUCAACAGCAGCUUCUGCAAGGAGCACCCGGAGGUCAUCUGCGACAACUGCGCCAGACCCAAUAAAUACAAGGUGAGGAACGUGACGGAGGACGUGAAGAAGAUCGUGAAGUUUGUGCAGGUGAACUGUGAGAAGGUGAGCCAGUACGGCUACAACAGGUCUAGCGGCCAGCAGAGCCGCCUCACACUCAACAUGCUCGUCGACAUCUUCAUCGGCCAUAAGAGUGCGCGUGUGCAGACCGGGAUGUUUGGCAUGGGGGCGGCUUAUACUCGCCACAACGCGGACCGUCUCUUCAAGAAGCUGGUGCUGGAUAAUGUCCUCAUGGAGGACCUGUACAUCGGCCAGAACGGCCAGGCUGUCGCAUACAUCUCAGCCGGUCCCAAGGCCACCAACGUGGUCAAUGGAUUCAUGCAGGUGGAGUUCUACGAGACGGAGAACGCGUCGAGCAUCAGGAAGCAGAAGGCGGCGGUGACCAAGAGUGUGUCCAAGCGGGAGGAGAUGGUGAGCCAGUGCCACGAGGAGCUGCUGGAUCUCUGCAAGAAGCUGGGCAAGAUCUUCGGCAUCCACUACUACAACAUCUUCUCCAUACAGACGGUCAAGAAGAUCGCACAGACCCUGUCUGCAGACCCAGAGGUCCUUCUGCAGAUAGAUGGUGUGACAGAGGACAAGCUGGAGAAGUACGGAGCAGACCUUAUCCAGCUACUGCAGAAAUACUCAGAGUGGCAACUGCCUGUGGAGGACCAGGCUGAGAGCUCGGGCUGGAUCGACACGGCUCAGGGCCGCGAUGAAGACGAUGAGGAGAUGGACGACGAUGAAGACGAGUCCUCUACCUACUUCCAGAGCGGCGGUGGCGGCCGGGGCCGCGGAGGGGCCAAGAGGAAGAAAGGCGGCUACUCCAGGAAGCCCAAGAGGAAGAGGGGGAGCUACCAGAACCAGGCAUCCUCUGCCAAAGGUGGCUACAGUAACAGCUCAUGGGGGUCCGCUGGCUCCUCCAGUAGGGGGGGCUAUAGGGCACGAGGACGUGGAGGCUCUGCAGGGGGGCGAGGGGCAUCGGGGGGGCGUGGGAGGGGCAGUGCCCCCCAGUCUGCCCCCGCUGCGGGCAGGAGACCCGGCUUCAUGGCCAUGCCUACACCGCAGAGUGCAGCUCGGCCCUUCCUCAAACCUGCCUUCUCGCACAUGCCCUGAGUGGGGCGCCGUGAUGGGGACUGAAGCUGAUGCUAACAUUGUUAUUUUACACCAUGUGUAAAUAUGUAUGUUUAAGUUAUUUGUUAGAUAAACAUUUUGAUAAAUAUUUGUUUUGUAUUUGUGUCGGUUUAAUGUUGUGUUGUGUAUAGUUAUAUAUGCUUUGUUGAAAGGCUACCUGUUGUAUAGUUUUUAACUAAAGUCAUUAAAACUGGCUUAAUUAAAUUUCAUUGAAAUGCAUUCUGUUCUAUAAAAUGACAAAUUUCCAAUUUUGUAGGCAAGAUGUUGAGCGCCUACA